Messenger RNA from Gaeumannomyces tritici R3-111a-1, 2811 nucleotides. RefSeq lists its product as hypothetical. The transcript has 2 exons. The record is from RefSeq and is a predicted model, not a curated record. Gene Ontology annotation, molecular function: FAD binding. NCBI's taxonomy places the organism in Eukaryota, Fungi, Ascomycota, Sordariomycetes, Magnaporthales, Magnaporthaceae. The coding region runs from base 823 to 2526 and encodes 567 amino acids.
GGAAUUGGCGAAUCGACAAAGAUUGUCGGUUUCCGACGCGUGACAACCAUCCCACGCACGACUGCGCCAUGAGGCCGCCAAGAAGGAAGAAUACGAUCCCACAGGCCGUCGUGGAAUCUAAUUCGCCCCCCUCGGAACCGAACAGAUCAUCUCCUUUUGGUAUCCCACCCCCUCGGCCUUGCCUGCAUGUCCCUCAGCCCUAACUUUCCACCCGCUCGGGAUCCCGGGUUGCUCCGGCUUGGCUGAUAGCGCGAUCCAGCCCCAUCAAAUUCUCAGCCCUUUGAGCCUCGAGCAAGGCAGAAAAUAGCACAUGCCCCAGCCCCUAUUGGAAGGAAGCUGCCUUGAGCUGAAAGCGGAUCCAUCAAAGAACCAGCACCCCAAAAGGGGCUGAUCUCAGGUCCUUUCUCGCUUGUCCAAUCUCAUCAGAUACGCAGGUACGCUUGCCGCGAGGCGCAAGCUGGCGCCUGAUCAACGAAUGAGGGCCCAACAGCGGCGAGUCCUGGUCCUCGAGCCCUCUCGUAACACGUGUGGCGCGGCCCGCCACAGCUCGGCUACGAUUCCAGCCGCGCCCCUUCAUCCUUACACAUGACAGCUAGAGACGCCCUGGCACUGGACGAUGCUUGGAGGAUUAUCCCUCGUGUCUAGCCCAUCCGUUUUGGGGGUGGCUCAAGAUCUUCUGCCCGCCGCGCCGCCCCUGUUCAUGACUCCUAGCCGACACGUCAACCUCUGGGUGUUCAGAGGGAUUUUGAUCGCUGCCUAGGACAACAGGAGUCUCGGUGUUCAGCUCUCGGGCCUUCGCAGGGGCUAGUUCGGUGUGAGGACAUGGAAAGGGUGCCAGAUCCGAGGGAUGUCAGAAGGCAUUCUCACGCGCGGCCUCCAAGGAUAGGUAGGAACAUAUCUGAAGAGCCUAGGAUAGAUAUCUAUAUAAGGCGGCAUGGGCUUGGCGAGGUUGAGGUUUUUUUCCCAGACUAUCCAGCUCAAUUCCAAAAAGAUACACACUGCUAUUCCACGCACAAAGCUUUCGUAUCAGUUUUACCCAUGUAUAAACUAUUCUGGAGCGCCCUCGCGGCGACGGCGACGGCCCUGCCCAGCGCCGUCUCCGCCACCAGCAAGAACACCACGUGCCAGGUGGUGGCCGCGGAGAUGCCGGGGAGGGUCAUCUUCCCCUCGGACGACGCGUACAGCGCAAGCCAGGGGUCGUAUUUCGCCGGCCAGGCGCGCGACAUGAAGCCCGGCUGCAUCUUCAUGCCGACGACGACGGACGAGGUCAGCCGGUUCGUCAGGACCGUGGGCGCGCGGACGGGGCCCGACGCCAAGUUUGCGGUGCGCGGCGGCGGCCACACGCUGUGGAAGGGCGCGGCCAACAUCGACAACGGCAUCACCGUCGACAUGCGACACAUGAGCGGCGUCGUGCUCAGCGCCGACGGCUCCGUCGCCAGCCUCGGCCCGGGCGGCCGCUUCGGCGACGUCUACCACAGCCUCAAGCCGCACAACCUGACGGUGAUGGGCGGCCGCGUGCCGUCCAUCGGCGUCGGCGGCUUCCUGACCAGCGGCGGCAUGACCUUCUUGUCGCGGCGGCACGGCUUCGCCUGCGACAGCGUGCUCGGCUACGAGAUCGUGCUGGCCAGCGGCGAGGUGCUCGGCAACGUCACGCAGGCCUCGCACCCGGACCUGUGGCUGGCGCUCAAGGGCGGGAUCAACAACUUUGGCAUCGUCACGCGCUUCGACGUGGCCACGUACCCGUCGGACAGCAUGUGGUACGACGUGGUGCGGUACAACUACAGCGAGGGGGUGCUCAAGGCCCAGGCUCGCGAGUUCAGCCGCUUCAUGAGCCCAGGCGCAUCCUUCGACCCGGACGCCAUGAUGGGUAUCUUCCUCGACUACGCCGGCGGCAACUUCUUCGUCCGGGACACCCUGUGGCACACGGGCGGCGUCGCCAACCCGCCCGUCUACAAGCCCUUCAGGGACAUCCCCAACCUCGGGGGCUCGGGCAAGCUCCUUGCUGUUGCUGACGUCGUGGACACCUUCGGCGCAGACAUCCCUGCAUCUACCUCUCGCGCGUUCCAGCUCGACUGGUCCUUUGUCAACCCGCCCGCCGAGGUGUACAUGGAGCUGUUCAAGAUCUGGGAGGACGGGGUCAAGACACUCUCGGACGUCGAGGGCUUCUUUGUCGAGUUCCUGACGCAGCCGCAGUCGGUGGUGGCAAAGGGCACGCCGAGCCUGUUCGGGCUCGAGCCCGGCCGCACCGACAACGCCAUGAUGCUGAUGACGGCGGGCUACGCCAGCGCGGCCGACGACGAGCGCGUGCGCGUUGGCAUCCUCGGGAUUGUGCGCGCCCAGCGCGGCCUGCUCCGCCGCAAGGGAUACCUGCUCGACUUUAUCUACGCUAACUACGCCGACAAGUCCCAGGGGGUCUACGAGAGCUGGGGCGCCGACAGUGUCACCAAGCUGCAGGCUGCCAGCCGCAAGUACGACCCCCAGGGCGUCUUCCAGAAGAGGGUCCCUGGAGGUCUCAAGGUUUUCUGAAAGAUCUACUGGGUGUCCUUUUUACGCUACAUUUAUUUAAUCCCUGUAGACCAUUUCUUUCCUCUUCAUUUGUAAUGCGCGGCAUAAUUUCUUUGUCAUAAGUCGUGGCACCCCCUAUUCGAUUGCCUUUGAUGAGGGAAGGCUAGGGGGCAUCGACAUGGGAACUUGUACUAGAAUCUAAUAAAAAACCAAAAAAAAACCCGAUUUGGGCAUGGCACUCGGCAACGGGACCAGCAAAAAAACACAAAUCAAUUUCUAGAAAAAUCUCCAGCUCAUUGGACAGCA